CAAACGGUGUGUUCGAUUUAUGCUCGCGCUGAAGUUGGAAACUUUCAUUAAUUUUUAUUACUUUAUGCAAUUUUGUUUCCUUGCUGUUUUGUACUCAACGUUAACAAGUAGUUUUUUUGAAUGUUGGAAAACAUCAUUUUUCAUGGAGGUUCCAUGAUAUUUAAUUUCAGUGUUGUCGUCGUAAUGUGGUAGAGCACGAAAAUAGUGUGCUAUCAUGUUGUGUCUUUUGGUGUAUGAUGAAAUUCUGGGAUUAAUGAACGAGGUAUACGUAACAAUUUGAGAGUUAUCUCAUUUUGGAAGUUGGCUAAAAAAAUGUUUUUGUCAAAGAGCUAAUCUUCAGAAUAUGGUGCGGUUGACAAGGUGACAGAUGUUUAGAAGAUUACAGUAAAGCAGAGUUUGGACUUUUAAACAUGUUAGUGAUGUAUCCUAAUGUACAGUCUGCCACUAUGCUCCUUAGUGAGUAAGUACACAUGUUGGACUAUACAUCUACUAACCUCGUGGGCUGUUGGUGAUGUCAGUAAGUGUAUGUGUUAACAACAAGAUUUAUUCAGUCAAAGGAUUUUAUUUGGGCACCUUUGAAAUUCAGGAUUUUUAUUGAGAUGGAUCUUGGUGAGAGUGUUGAAGUGAAGAUAGAGUUAGGCCAUCGGGCGAUCCUCAGAGAGAAACCAACAUCAGAGGGAUUUACCCAUGAUUGGACAGUGUUUGUUCGUGGUGCUGAAGGACAUAAUAUCCAGUAUUUUGUUGAAAAAGUUGUCUUUCACCUUCAUGAAAGUUUCCCAAAACCAAAACGAGUUGUCAAGGAGCACCCUUAUUCUGUAUCGGAAUCUGGCUAUGCUGGUUUUAUUAUGCCUAUAGAAGUGUACUUUCGAACCAAAGAAGAACCAAAAAAAGUUAGAUUUGAAUAUGAUUUGUACUUACGGUUAGAGUUUUCACCUGUUAGAAAUAUCCGUUUAGAAAGGUUGACAUUUCAUAAUCCAUCAGAAGACUUCAGGCAUAAGCUGCUGAAGGCUGGAGGU
This is a messenger RNA of Stegodyphus dumicola, 1016 nucleotides long. RefSeq names its product ENL/AF9-related super elongation complex transcription factor (gene ear). Gene Ontology annotation, biological process: positive regulation of DNA-templated transcription. Gene Ontology annotation, molecular function: chromatin binding. NCBI's taxonomy places the organism in Eukaryota, Metazoa, Arthropoda, Arachnida, Araneae, Eresidae. Gene Ontology annotation, cellular component: transcription elongation factor complex. The record is from RefSeq and is a predicted model, not a curated record.